Molecule: messenger RNA, 1624 nt
Organism: Drosophila subobscura
Lineage: Eukaryota; Metazoa; Arthropoda; Insecta; Diptera; Drosophilidae
Product: fatty acyl-CoA reductase wat-like
Exons: 5
Coding region: 77-1591 (504 amino acids)
Biological process (GO): long-chain fatty-acyl-CoA metabolic process
Cellular component (GO): peroxisome
Molecular function (GO): alcohol-forming very long-chain fatty acyl-CoA reductase (NADP+) activity
Source: RefSeq, a predicted model, not a curated record
CACUAGUCCGCGAUGGCUCCUCAGUCUAGUCUUUCUUCUGCGCGGCAAGCUAACUAAUUUCUAAUCCGUGGUCACCAUGAAUUCCGACAUUCAGGGAUUUUACAAAGGCAAAACCAUUUUCCUAACCGGUGGCACAGGAUUUUUGGGCAAAGUUAUCAUUGAGAAGCUUCUGCGGUCAACGGAGGUGAAGCGCAUUUAUUCCAUGACGAGACCCAAACGCGGUCAGAGCACUCAGGAACGUGUGGCCAAAUUGGAGACAGAUGUGUUGUUUGAGGAGCUCUUGAAACUAAACCCCGAUGCCCUGAAGCGCCUGGUGCCCAUCGUUGGAGAUUGCCUGGAGCCGGACCUAGGCAUAAGUGCGGCGGAUCGCAAGCUGCUGGCAGCUGAGGUGCAGAUCGUCAUACACAGUGCAGCGACAGUUCGCUUCGACGAGGCACUGCACCUGGCGCUGGACCUCAACACCCGCGCCACCCGACUCAUGGUGCAGCUGGCCAAGCAAAUGGUUCAUCUGCAGUCCUACGUCCACAUAUCCACAGCCUACUCCAACUGCGUGGUGACGAGCGUCAAGGAGAAGCUCUACCCCGAGCACCUCAGCUGCAGCUCCGACAAAGUGCUGGCCAUCCGCGAGCACCUGAGCGACAAGCUCAUCGACGACAUGACCCCCGCGCUGCUCGGCCUGUACCCGAACACCUACACAUACACGAAGGCUCUGGCGGAGGACGUGAUCCUGCGGGAGGCUGUCGGCUUGCCCGUCUGCAUUUUUCGCCCAGCAAUUAUCGUUCCAACCUACAAGGAGCCCGUCUUGGGCUGGUCCGACAACAUGAACGGACCCAUGGCCAUCAUGUUUGGCUGUGCCCUCGGAGUAGUGCGCUUGCUGUGCAUCGACACGGAGGCGCACAUUGGCCUGGUGCCGGUGGACUACUGCGCCAAUGUGGCUCUGGCCUGCGCCUGGAAAACCGAUCAAAGUGCGCACAGCAGCGGCGGUGGGGAGGCCGGAGGUGGCAAGCCGACCGUCUACACGCUGGCACCCAGCGAAAAGAAUCUCAUUACGUUCGGGCGGUUCAUUAAUCAAUCGGUUAGUUGUCGCGACAUUUUCCCACUCUCCAAGAUGGUGUGGUACCCGUUCGUGCAUUGCGUCUUGAAUCCCUGGCUCUUCAGCAUCGGUGCCUUCUUCUAUCACAUCUUGCCGGGCUACUUUAUGGAUCUAAUGCUGCGCCUCUCGGGCCGCAAGCCUCGCAUGGUGAACAUCUAUCGCAAAAUUCACAAGAACAUUGCGCUGUUGGGUCCAUUUACGAGCAGAUCGUUUGCCCUCGACACGAGGAACACGAAUCGGCUGCAGGAACUAAUGUCAGCCAAGGAUCGCCUCAUCUUCCAGUUCGACAUGGCCGUCAUGGACUGGGAAGACUACUUCAAGACGGCGCUGCUUGGCAUUCGAAUUUAUUUGGGCAAGGAUCCCCACACUCCCGAGUCCGUGGCGCAAGCGCUCAAGCUGCUAAAGCGUUUAAGGUUUAUGCACAACACUUUGAAGGCUUCGCUGGCGUGCGGUGCGGGCGCCAUUCUGUGGUCACUCUUCAAGCUAAUAAUGAACUAGAAACCGUGAUUGAAUAAAGUGUGAAAAGUCGCA